AUGGGGAUGACCCUUAAUAACUUUCCUUUGUCACACCAAAAGGAAGGAAACGCAGCAAAGAAAAAUGACCCUGAGGUCUUUGUGCCCCUUUUUUUACAAUGACUUUUGCCGCCGCCGACGACGAUAUAUCUCCUCCUCCUGCUACUACCAGUGCAGCUUGUGAUCAGCAACAUGAAUUCGUUCCUACUUCACCACCUCCACCACCAUUUGAGCAACCACCGAUAAAGCCAAGAUUAUCGCUCAACUUUAACCGUUUCGACAAUUUGCCUUCAACUUAUGUUUCAGAUGCAUCUUUUAACGUUGGCGCUGACGACGAUGGUAACGACGAUGACCAAGAAAAGGACGAUCCCUUGAUAAUGGAUCGAAAUCAAAUGGUUACGUCGCCAUUUAAUUUAGCAACAAAAGACGAAAGUUCGGAAGACGAAUGGCUUAUGCAUGGCACUGGCAACAUUCUGGAGGACGAUAAUGACGAUAGCUUCGAUGGUGUUGAUAAGAGAAAGAGCGACGAUUCACAUCAUGCAGUUUCACCUGCUACGCCAAAACCAUCAUCCAUUAACGAGCCAAUAACAGUAGAUGAUGCUGAUGAUGACGACUACUACUACGACAAAGAGCCAUUAUCGAACAAUGACGCCAGCAACAACAACAACAAUGAUGGCAGUACAGAACAUCCUGAUGAAUCUCUUGAUGAACCAUCAUUGUCACCUCCUGCGCCUUCACCUCCUCCACCUGUACACCCUUCCUCUCCUUCUUCUUUAAUAGUUCCAUCCUCUACAGUAGCAACAGUAACAACAACAACGAAACAUCUAACGUCUCCUUCUUCAUUCCAACAACAACAAAAACAGCAGCACAUUACCACAAUUAACAUCAACGGCAAAAGCACCAAGCAAAAUAUUCAUUCUUCUUCAUCACUCUCUGACGCCUCAUCCUCGAGUUUUGAAAUGAUUAAUCAUGAUGAAGAGGAACCACCAGCAGAAGAGGAGUGCUCAUCAUCACAGACUUACAAGACGGCAACAACAGCAACAGGAUUGGCAAAAAAUGGAGCAACAGGAACAGCAGAUGAUGAAGUAACCUGGAAAUCAGUACGUGGCUUUGGUCCUUCCAUUCCUUUCAUGGCCGAUAGCAGCCAAGCAAAAGGAAAGGGACGUGCUACUACUUCCAACGAUAUUGUCAACAGAGUACUCCGCAUUCGAAUGCAACAAGAACAAAGAUGUCGUAAAGAGGCUCGUAAACGUGCUGAAACAGAACGCCAACAGGCUCUUCUUGAUCAACGAUCGCAAAACCGCAAUUUUCCUGAACGACGUGGCUAUUAUGGAUCACCACCCCCACCUUCUUCUCAACGAGGACGAGGACGACGACAGACAUCAGCAUCGUCCUCGACAUCUGACAUUGAUGACAACGACAAUGGAGAAGAAGAAGAGGAAGAAGAUGUGUGGGUUCAAGAACAUAAUAAAAGCCAGAACCAAAGCUACCACAAAGACCAUCACGACGGCAAAGAAAUACUAGACGGUGUCGCUGUUGGCGAGGACGAUGAUACAGAAGAGGCAACACGACUCUUACUCGACCAAUUAGAAACGCAAGACCGAGAAAAACAUGAUUCUGAAGACGUGGUGUUUCGUGCCAUCCAUGAUCGAUUCAAGUUUCAAAGCGAUGUUGAUACGCGUCAGGCCAUCCACAAAGUUGCGCAUCACAUGUUGGAACUCAAACCAUUCGAGCAAUGGAACACGAUACGGGUUUUGGACUUGGCACAUCACCACAUCGCUUCUAUUUCUAAUCUCGGUACCUUGUUGCCUGCUUUGGAGACCUUACAUGUAUCUAAUAAUGCAAUCACGGAUAUGCGAGGUCUUCCGGAAUCAUUGCAAGUUUUGAAAGCAAAGUCAAACAGAUUGACAAGUAUAGCCGGACUCAAGGACCUUCGGAAUUUACAUUACCUCGACGUAUGCAACAAUGGCAUUGCCAGUUUUGACGACAUUACAUCCUUGUAUCAUUUACGAACGCUCCAUGCAGAGUAUAACAAAGUGUCCUCUUGUAGUCCAUUGAAACGGAUGAAAGAUCUUGCAUAUAACAGGAUUGAGUGUCUAGAGUCGAUUGAAGGCUUGCCAAGUUUACGAUCACUUAAUUUGGAUCACAACGAUAUCAAAUGGAUCUCAAUCCGUGCACCGAUCGCAAAGCUCAAAGUGUUGCGCAUGAGCUACAACCGACUAAAAGCAUUCGACGCAACAUUUUUCCCAGAUUUACGGACACUGUAUCUCGACGACAACCAAAUCUUACGGAUUAUUGGCCUAUCAUGCAUUCCCCGCAUAUCGAGCUUCUCACUUCGCGACCAAGGCGGCCAAAAAGUCGAUGUCAACAUCCGGUACUUGCGCGGUGCACGCAAAAUAUAUCUUUCAGGCAACAUGCUCAAAGAACUGGUUCGGAUGGAAGAUUUCUACACGUUGGAAUACUUGGAACUUUGUUCGAUCCAACUGGAAAAACUACCCAAAGAAUUCGCGCGUGAUGUGCCCAACUUGGGCGUGCUGUACCUGAGCCACAACUAUUUGCAAGACAUUCGACCUCUGAGGAAACUACGGCAUUUGCAAAAGCUGGUGCUGGUGGAUAAUAAGUUGGACAGUGAGUCGAAUGUCAUUGAUACAGUGAGGACGUUGGACCGGUUGCAUUAUUUGGAUUUACGGCAAAACCCGCUGUCGGCCAAACUCUACCCGCCCAUCAAGACGAUCGAACAAUCCAAGAUCGCAAGUGGCGAUAUCUCAUGUUAUUUGGCAAACGAGUAUGACGACACUUGGGCGUCUCGUGACGCUUACUUUAAUCAGAACAUGGAUCCUCAGUGGCAUCAGCGGAGGAAGUGCCAUCGUGCCUUGUUCAUAAAAUGCCGUCCGUUGCUUCAGACCCUAGAUAAUUUGCGCAUCACGGACGAAGAGAGAAACACGGCUGAUAACAUUGCUGCAGAACUUAAACAAAAACAAAGCUUGUUACAUUAAGUGAAUAAAUAAAUAGGAUGGGUUCUGCUGGUGUAACCGAUUUUGAUUUUCUUCUUGUUGACCGUCUUCCUUUCUCUCCUCGGCACAGAAUGACGGGUUGUACGGCUAAUAUUUGGCGACGUCUAGUACGGUCAACGACACGACGACCUCGAUCGCUUCACACUGAUACUGCAUCCACGCUAGUAUCAACUACCAACAACAGUAACAGU
Messenger RNA from Zychaea mexicana, 3184 nucleotides. RefSeq lists its product as uncharacterized. The record is from RefSeq and is a predicted model, not a curated record. The transcript has 7 exons. Bases 99 to 2975 code for a protein of 958 amino acids. NCBI's taxonomy places the organism in Eukaryota, Fungi, Mucoromycota, Mucoromycetes, Mucorales, Lichtheimiaceae. Gene Ontology annotation, molecular function: protein binding.